AUGUGCUUCCCAAAGGCAGACCGUCAUGUCGGUUUUCAACUUCUCCAUAUCGUCAAAGCUCUAGUUGAAAAAGAUGAACGUGAUGAAGCCAUGCCAUAUGCAUUCGAUGCAAUGAAUAUUUUUGAAGUCUGCUUUGGAUUGGAUCAUCCUUACUAUCUUCAGACUUUGGCAUUGUGGACAUAUUUAGAGAAAAAGCUUCCGAAAACCAAAGAAGAACUCGUGCAGCUGACCAACUUCUCAGACAAUCGUCCAAUUGACAUCGUGACUCUUCUGAAAAGAGCCAACAUGCUUCCAUCAUCUCCGUAUGCAGCAUCGACAGCUCAACCUGUUUCAACCGCCUAA
Messenger RNA from Caenorhabditis briggsae, 342 nucleotides. The coding region runs from base 1 to 342 and encodes 113 amino acids. The record is from RefSeq and is a predicted model, not a curated record. Lineage: Eukaryota; Metazoa; Nematoda; Chromadorea; Rhabditida; Rhabditidae. The transcript is spliced from 2 exons. Gene Ontology annotation, molecular function: protein binding.